This is a messenger RNA of Hevea brasiliensis (rubber tree), 2472 nucleotides long. RefSeq names its product zinc finger CCCH domain-containing protein 48. Gene Ontology annotation, molecular function: protein binding; metal ion binding. The transcript is spliced from 7 exons. Lineage: Eukaryota; Viridiplantae; Streptophyta; Magnoliopsida; Malpighiales; Euphorbiaceae. The record is from RefSeq and is a predicted model, not a curated record.
GAAGAAGAGAUCUCUUCCAAUAAAAAAAUCCCUAAUCAACUGGAUUAGAAUUCGGGAUUAGAAUUUGGCGGGUCCAUCAUAAAUAAACUCAAACCCAAAUUUAUCCCGUUUUUUCCAAACGUAAUACCUACGCAUCUUUCGUUUUACCUGUUCACCGUCGCGCCGUGGUCUCUCUUUUGUGAUCUCCCGAUCGAUCAACAGGAAUACUUCGGAAGCUUGAUCGAUCUUCUGUGUUCUUAUACAUAAUAAGGUUUGCAAUCUGUUCAUCCCAAUCAUUUUAGGGUUUCUUUAUCAUCAUCAUCCUUUUAUGGAUCACCAAGAAGCUAUGAUCGCCGAGGAAUCUGUUGCGAUGAUGAUCAAAUCCAGUUUAUUUGCUUGUCUUUGGUGGAUAUUUAGGGUUUCAUUCUUAGAUUUUCUUUUAUUUUCGUUUGCUUUUGCUGGAGGAUCGGCGAUUGGAUUUCAAGAUUCUAGAUUAUAACUAGUUACAGACUACAAUUGGUGGAUUUUGACAGUGUAGAGAUAUGAGGAUUUGGUUGCCUUAUCAGUGUGUGGAUAUUAUAUGGUUUAUCUGGCUGGAUCUUUCUUUACCAUUUUUAUUAAGGUUUAUUGUGGGAAUCAGUUUAUUUCUGAAGCGUAAGCAUUUGCAAAUAAGAGAUGAACAGCUUUAUAUUGGGAUCUUUUGCUAUGCUUUCUCUGACUCCGAUUAGGGUUUUAGUUUUGAUCGUGUCAGAGAAAACUGAAUCGCCAAAGAUUGUAUGGUUCAACUUGUUAAUUCUGCUAUCGUGUUUUGUCCUUUUAGCGUGGGAGCUGAGGCCGUUCAUAGACGACUUGGAGGAGGAGCUGCGCAUAGCAACAUUGUUUGUCGCUUCUGGAUGCGGGGAAAGUGUAAUAGAAACCCGUGUAGGUUCAUGCACAGAGAAUCACUACCUCCUAAUGUUUACCGUAGAACCUCUAAGGAAUCCAAUGUUUUACUGGAGGGACAGUCGAUGAGGAGGUCUAGCUACGGCCUCGGCAAUUCAAUGGCAGGAUCUGAAGCUAAAUCUGUUCAGAAGAGUUCCAAUCAUGAUGUUAAGCAUCUGCCUAGGAAGCGCCCCAAUCCUAGUAAUUCUUUUGCUUCAGCUACUGGAGGUGGUGUGUCUGAAUAUAAAAGUAUUGAGGAGAGCUCCAGUUCCUGCACCAGCACAGAUUCGGGAAAUAUGGAGGAGAUAGGAGCGUCCAGCAAGUGCUCUGAUGCUUCUGAAGAUAAAACUGUUAACAAGAGCUCAAAUAAGGCGUGUGAUUACUGGAUGUCAGGCAGUUGUAUUAAAGGUGAUGGGUGCCAGUUCUUGCAUUCAUGAUUUCGUGGGGAUUGGUUUUCACUGCUGGCAAACCUCAAGGGACACACUGAGGCUGUAUGUGGGGUGGCACUUCCUUCAGGAUCUGAUAAGCUUUAUUCAGGCAGCAGUGAUGGAACAGUACAUGUUUGGGAUUGUCAUACUGGUCAGUCCACAAGGGUGAUAAAUCUUGGUGAUGAAAUUGGGUCUUUAAUCAGUGAAGGCCCAUGGAUAUUUGUAGGCUUGCCAAAUGUUGUUAAGGCGUGGAACAUCGAGACAGCUGCUGACUAUAAUCUUAAUGGACCCGUUGGGCAAGUUUAUGCUAUGACUGUUUCUUCUGAUACGCAUUUUGCGGGGGCACAGGAUGGUUCCAUUUUGGCAUGUAAAGGGAGUACAGAAAACCCAAAUCCUUUUGAACUUGCCACAUCUUUGAAAGGCCAUACUGGUGCUGUGAUAUGCUUAACUAUUGGAAGGGAUAGGCUUUACUCUGGUUCCAUGGACAGUACAAUAAGGGCGUGGGAACUCGAUAUUUUACAUUGUAUUCACAUGCUCAAUGGUCAUGUCGAUGCUGUGAUGUCCCUUAUAUGCUGGGAUGAGUAUUUGUUGUCUUAUUCAUCAGACCGGACAAUAAAAGUCUGGGCCUCUACAAAAGAGGGCAACAUAGAGGUGAUCUAUACAGAUGAGAAGGAGCAUUGUGCUAUUGCUUUGUUCGGGAUGCAUGAUGUAGAAGACAAACCGGUUUUAUUUUGCUCUUGCAACGACAACUCUAUUUACCUAUAUGAUCUACCAUCAUUCAACGAGAGGGGCAGGAUUUUUUCGAAGGGAGAAGUAAAAACGAUCGAGACAGGUCCUGGUGGUCUUUUUUUCACUGGUGAUGGAACAGGAUUGCUUAAUGUUUGGAAGUUGGCUGAAUCACAUGGAAGAGUUCUACAAGUAGCAUAGUAUCUAUGUACUUUGUACUCAGUUCUUAAAUAGAGAUUAACUUGAGAACUACGUGGACCUGAUCCUCCUCCUUAGGAGGUACGUAGGCAGCCUUCGGGUGCGGUCCAAAUUUUAUUUUCUUAAUUUCAAUGUUUUCUUUUUGGUUCUUUUUUUUUUCUUAUUGCUGCCAAAUAAAAUAUCAUAUUGCUGCCUUUUAUGUUGAUUUUACUUUCAUUCA